GUUUUGCUCUGGUAAAUGACGGGUCAACGCGUUAACGUAUAAGUUGUAGUGGCAAACUAAUGACGGGUAACGGGCCUAAGAAAAAUAUAUACAAUUUGCAAUAGUUUCUGUUUGCUAAUAUGUUUGUGAAAAAUACAUAGAAAAAUCAAUAAAUAAAUAAAAAACAAAUUAUUAAGCAUAGAGAGGGGUUAUAAAAAAAUUUUACGUUUUUUAAAGAAAAAGGAAGUGGAAAAAGUGUUGUAAAAGCGUUGGGGAAUGUUAUAAAAAUAAAUGUUUAACAAACAAACCAACCAACAGCAAAUAACAAAAAGAAAAGGCAAAAUAAAAAAAUCAAUAUAAAAACAAAUGCAAGUAAACUGGUUUCUCUCUCUCUUUUUUUCCUUCUACUACUCCACCGUGCGUUUCCCUUAAAGAAAGAGUGUGUGUGUUUGUUUUUGGUUGUUAAAAAAACCAAAACAAGUGAGAAAUUAAUUAAAAAUUACAAGAAAAUAAAUAAAUAAAAGAAAUUCUUGCACAAUUUCAUAUAAAUAAUACAAAUUUUUACCACUAAAUUAAGAAAAAUCAAAAUUUUCUCCAAAAAUAUAAGUGUAACACAAAACCUGCAUAAAAAAGUGUUUUUUUUUAAUGUAUAAUCAAAAUUUUGUAAAAAAAAUCAUAAAGAAAAUUGUAAAGUGCAAUAUUUAAAAGAAAAAAAAUCAUCAUUAUUACAAAAUCAAAUUGUUGAAAGAAAAAGCAAGAAAUUCAAAUAUUGGCCAAGGUUUUGAAAAUUAAAUAAAAGAAAAAUUCUAUCAAAAUAAUAUAUUAUUUCUGUGCAUUUAAAGAAAAAAAAUAAAAAUUAAUUCUUAAAAAAAUAUAAUCAAGUGUAAAUAUUAAACAAAAAUAGUUAAAGAAAUUUAUAAAAAUAAUAAUAAUUAUAACAAAACGUGAGCUGUAGUUAAAGGAUAAAAAUAAUCUAAUAAAUUAUUACCAAAUACUUAAAGAUUUAUAUCGAACGUGCUACGUUGCAGCAUGUCGACAACUUCGUCCAUUGAAACGCCAACUUCACCAACGGGUCCACUACAACAUCAGCCACUGCAACACAAUACAAAUCGUAGUAGUCAUCAACAUACAGCAUCGUCGCAUCAACACACUACGAGGGCUAUUGUAGUCAGCGCUGGCGCUGGUCCACAUAAUAAUCCCUAUACACAAACUACCACUACUACAGCGGCUGCAAACAGUAACGUUUCCCAACAGCUAAAUAAUAAACGUUCUCAUUCCACUUCCUCGUCAGCGAACGGGUCUUCCUGCCAUAACGGCGGCUCCUCGUCCUUUAAUCCCAUGGCCAAUAAUAUGAUUUCGCAUGCCAGUCACAAUCAGCAGCAACAACAUCAUCAGUAUAAUAAUCAAUCUUCUACUCAUUCACUUUUAACACCCUCAUCCUCGAACGCUUCGUCGCCCUCUGCAUCGGCUAGUGCUUCUACUGCUGCUGCUGUGGCCGUUCAUCAGCAGCCACAAUACUCCCACAAUAAUCAUUCAACUAAUUCAUAUUCAGCUCAGCAACAACAACAACAUCAUCAUCACAAUAGUUCUUCUACUUCGUCGGCUUCGUCCUCCUCAUUUUCCCAUCAAAAUCAUUCUUCAACACAUUCUCAUACACAAUAUCAACAACAACUACCACAUCAACAACAACAACAACAGCAUCAUAAUCAUCAUCACAAUCAUUUGCAAUUUGCAAGGCCAUCGACGUCAAUGUCAGCUCCUUGUACAGCCGCCACCUCUUCGUCGCAAAACAGCUCGUGCACACCAUGCAGCAUUAAACGUCAUACUACAGAUGUUUCUGUUUGCUCUUCAUCGUCCUCCUCUUGCUGUUCAUCGGCCUCAUCUAAUUCGGUCUCAGCUGCAGGUGGCGGCCAUAGUGCUGCUGGAGGAAGUGGAGGUGGUGGUGGUGGUGUUGGUGGCAGUGGCUCAGCAGGUGUAGGCCAAGGAAAUGCCCAUAUUGUUACUCCGGCCGUGAUUACGCAAAAAUCGCGUACUAUACCCUCGGACAAGGUAAGAUUUUUAAUCGUUUUUCUAGUUGUAAAUUUGGUAAGUUGUUUCUGAUACGUAAGGCUUGAAAAAUUCGGACUAAUUUUGAUACACUUUAUAAGAUAUA
Molecule: messenger RNA, 2131 nt
Organism: Lucilia sericata (common green bottle fly)
Lineage: Eukaryota; Metazoa; Arthropoda; Insecta; Diptera; Calliphoridae
Product: protein roadkill-like
Exons: 3
Coding region: 1009-2079 (356 amino acids)
Source: RefSeq, a predicted model, not a curated record